This is a messenger RNA of Glycine soja, 2223 nucleotides long. RefSeq lists its product as uncharacterized. The transcript has 5 exons. Lineage: Eukaryota; Viridiplantae; Streptophyta; Magnoliopsida; Fabales; Fabaceae. The coding region runs from base 1 to 2223 and encodes 740 amino acids. The record is from RefSeq and is a predicted model, not a curated record.
AUGGCUAAACCAUCAUCCGAUGCUGCUAUUGGAGGAAUAACCAGAGCGAAACAACACCUGAUUGGGAAGUCGGGUAACGUUGCAGCUUGCAAGAAAACUCCACCAAAUGUAGUCGAAGAGUUGAAGGAAUAUAUGGCUACCAAAAAAAGUGGGACCACUUAUAGUACUUCUGGCAGUGGUAAUAUGACAAAUAUAAGAGAUUUUGAAUUUGGUAAACCAAUUGGAUGUGAUGGAAGUGAAGAAGAUGAGUUUGCGGACUCUUGUAAUGCUGCUGCAAGUGCAAAGACAAAGUGUGGGACUAAAAAAGGACCAAUGGACAAAUUUUGUAAGAAUCCAGAAAAUGCAAUCAAUCGGAGAAAAAUGGAGAUGCUGAGACAAAUGAACAUAAGAGAGUCAAUGGAUAAGAAUGAAGUAUUGAAGGUGCAUCGACAUAUUGCUUGCUUUUGGUACCAAGCAGGUUUGUCAUUCAACCUCAUUAAAUUGAAAAACUUUGAGAAUAUGGUUGCAGCCAUUGGUCAAUAUGGGCCACAUUUGCCCAUUCCUAGCUAUCAUGACAUCAGAGUUCCACUCUUGAAGAAGGAAGUUGAAUAUACUAAAAAUUUGAUGGAAGGCCAUAGGGAGCAAUGGGUCAAGUAUGGUUAUACUAUUACGUCCGAUGCAUGGACUGAUCGGAAACAAAGAUGCAUCAUUAAUUUUUUGAUUAACUCUCAAGCUGGUACCAUGUUUUUGAAGUAUGUUGAUGGCUCUGAUUUUGUAAAGACAGGUGAAAAGCUUUUUGAGUUGCUUGAUGCCAUUGUGGAGGAAGUUGGAGAAGAGAAUGUUGUUCAAGUUGUAACCGAUAAUGGGAGCAACUAUGUUUUAGCGGGUAAGUUGUUGGAGGAGAAAAGGAAACAUAUUUAUUGGAUUCUUUGUGCAGCUCAUUGUAUUGAUUUGAUGCUUGAAGAUAUUGGGAAGCUUCCCUUGAUAAGGAAGACAAUUAGAAGGGCAAUUAAUCUAGUUGGGUUUAUCUAUGCCCAUUCUAGUACCUUAAGUUUGUUGAGAAAUUUUACAAACAAGAGGGAAUUGGUGAGACAUGCUAUUACUAGAUUUGUCACUUCUUAUCUAACCUUGGAAAGGCUCCACAAAGAGAAAGCCAAUAUUAGAAAGAUGUUUACUUCUAAUGAAUGGACCUUGAACAAGUUAUCUAAGGAGCCUAAGGGAAAAGAAGCUGCAAAGGUAGUGCUCAUGCCUUCUUUUUGGAAUAGUGUGGUUUACACUCUUAAAGUCAUGGCUCCACUUGUGAAAGUGCUUCGUCUUGUGGAUGGUGAAAGGAAACCAGUCAUUGGCUAUAUUUAUGAAGUAAUGGACAAGGCAAAAGAAACAAUUAUCAAGUCUUUCAACAACAAUGAAGAAAGCAAGUACAAAGAUGUGUUUGCAAUCAUUGAUAAAAGAUGGAAUUGUCAGCUUCAUAGGCCAUUGCAUGCAGCUGCCCACUUCUUAAAUCCAGAGUUCUUUUAUGAUAACACUGACUUGGAGUUUGAUUUUGAGGUCACCAAUGGUUUGUUUGAGUGCAUUAAGAAGUUGAUUCCACAAUUUGAUGUGCAACAGAAAAUUCUAACUGAGUUGCAUCUUUACAAGAUUGGUGUUGAUCACUUUGGUUUUGACUUUGCAAUGGCUCAAAGGAAAAUCCAUUCUCCUACAUAUUGGUGGCGAAUGUUUGGGUCACAAACUCCAAAUUUGCAGAAGUUAGCUAUUAAAAUUUUGAGUUUGAAUUGCAGUGCUUCAGGAUAUUAUUCCAAAAAAAGAAAUAGGCUUGAGCACAAGAGGUUGCAUGAUUUGGUGUUUGUCAAAUACAACCAACAAUUGAAGCAAAGAUAUAAUGCAAGAGAUGAAAUUGAUCCAAUUUCUCUUAAUGAUAUUGAUGUGUGCAAUGAAUGGCUCGCUUCGGGGGUUGGAGAGUGUAUGAUGUAUACUAGGCGAAAAAAGCAAAAAACAACAAGUGUUGCUGUUACCCAAACUUCUAAAAAACAGGCAAUGGUUGUUGGAUCUUCAUCAAGGAAGCAAAGAGCAGUCCAAGAAAAUGUUGAGGAUCUAAAUUUUGAGGAGAAUAUUGAUCUUGAAUCUGAAGAAGAAGAAAUCAUGGUCAAUUUUGAGGUGUCUGAUGGGGAAGAGGGAGAGAGACAUACUCCAUUACCAUAUGAUAACAACGAAGAUGAUUAUGUUGGGAUUAGAGAAGAUGAUUAG